Adineta steineri is the source of this 1071-nucleotide messenger RNA. Lineage: Eukaryota; Metazoa; Rotifera; Eurotatoria; Adinetida; Adinetidae. The record is from the annotation of a GenBank genome assembly.
AUGAGCACUGAGACAAAUCAAACAAAAAUGGUGAUUACAAAUAAAGAUAAAGAAUUAUUUGAAGCUGUUCAACUUAUUUUUGGUUUAUAUCUUAUACCAAUUGUUUGUAUACCUGGAUUAAUUGGUAAUAUUCUAUGUAUUAUUGUAUUUAUUACGACUAGUAUGCAAAGAUUUCUUACAACACAAUUUCUUCUCUUUUUGGCAAUAUUAGAUACAAUUAAACUUUCAAAUGAUUUACUUUAUUCUAUUGUUCUUAUUAUUCAAGCAUUUGAUCAAGAGUUUGGAAAAAAAUUAUUUCUUAUACUUUAUCGAUAUUGUCAUUAUAUUAAUACUGUAUCAACAUUAUGUGCAGCAUGGCUGACAUUAUUUGUAGCUAUUGAAAGAUAUGUAUUAUGCAGUGCCAAUAGUCAGAAACGUCUUGCCGUUCAAAGAAAUUCUCGUGCUAUAUGUUAUUGCAUCAUUCUUUUUAGUCUUUUUCUUGGUUUACCUGUUUCAUUUCGUUAUGAAAUUGUUCCAUUUUCGACAAUCAAUCAAACUUUAAAUGACUCAGAUUCACCAAUACGUGUAUCAAAAUUUGGUAGUUCUCGAUUUUUUCGUGUUUAUUCAAUUGUAAUGGAUAUUAUUCGUGCAAUUAUUCCAUCAGUUUUACUUUUUUAUUUAAAUACACGUAUUGUUUAUUUACUUUGUCGAAUGAAAUCAUCAGCUGGUACAGCAUUUUAUCGUUUAACAAUUAGUCUUAUAAUUAUAAUUGGUUGUUUUAUUUGUUGUUAUUUUCCAGAUGCUCUCUUAUCACUUGUACUUAAUAUGGGUUAUAUUGAUGAAUCAUAUCAAAAACGAGCAAUAAGAGAAAUUAGUGAUUUUUUUAUUACACUUAAUUCAGCAAUUAAUUUUUUAGUUUAUUUUUCUAUAUCAUAUACGUUUCGACGAUCAAUUUUACGUUUAUUUGAACGAAAAACUAAAUCCUACUAUCCAACCACAUAUGCAGACAUUAUACAACGCCAACGCCAACAACAACAGCAGCAACAACAAGAACAGCAACAACCAUUGAAUAAUAUAGGAAACAUGGUAUAG